Messenger RNA from Aspergillus pseudonomiae, 2098 nucleotides. RefSeq lists its product as uncharacterized. The transcript has a single exon. NCBI's taxonomy places the organism in Eukaryota, Fungi, Ascomycota, Eurotiomycetes, Eurotiales, Aspergillaceae. The record is from RefSeq and is a predicted model, not a curated record. The coding region runs from base 675 to 1487 and encodes 270 amino acids.
UUUGGCCUAAGGCACCAGUGCAUGCAAGCCCUAACUUGAAACCUUCAGCCACGACUGAAGUCUAAAAUGCCUUUUCCUGGUUGGUACAGCAAUUAGAAAAGGCCAAAACCAAGACAAUGGAACUAUAAUCAUAGCUUGAAACGCCACGUCCGACUAUAAACGAGUUGAAUCCGACUGGCAAGACAAACGAAACCUUCCCACUGCGAACGAGGCUAGCCCUAUAGGAAAACAUUCCACGAAGGCCCACCAAAUAGAGUACGAUGCAUCGGACUAGUACCGGCUAUCCUGACGAACUGAAGGAGACCCGCUGGACACGCACCAAUCGGAAACCGUCUGGAGCAAAGCUUGGAGGGCGUUAUGGUUCUGCCUAAGCACGACGUUGCACUCGAUUAAGUAACGGGUUGGCUGCGCCUUGCGGGCGACUCCAGCAUCUCGUAUUCGCAGUCAUCGCCUGCAGUCCGUCCAAUCGCAUUCUUGAGCCACUUCAGACUGCGAUGGAUAUCCUCUCUUGCAUCCAGGGGACAUAAUACCAGUAAUAUAGAAAACUAAGACAGGAGAAGGGGAGCCUGUGUGUAUAUAUAUAUCCUAUACCCGCCCUCGUCCUGUAGCAGACAAGGAACAUCCCAGUGAACAAACAUUCCCAACCCUAAGAGAAGAAAACACACAAGACCAGAAUGGAUCAACCCGUCCAACUCCUCUCCUACCAACGUCUCAAGUCAAAGAGUACCUUCAUUAUCUCCCUGCAACACGGGAACGGCACCGCAACCCCCAUCUACGAAGUGGCAUGUCUAUCCUCGACACCGAACCUCUCCAUCUCGCGCCUCCAGCCGGCCCCCCAGCAGCAACCACCAUAUGGCCAUCCACCGGCACCACAACAUGGCUAUCCACCAGCACCGCACCCAUACUACCAACAACACCAACCAUACCCUCCUCCUCCUCCAAGUCCAUACCCACCACCCCAGCAAUACCCAGUAUACAACCACCCCCCACCCACCAAAACAACCAUCGGCACCGUCAGCCUCUCCUCCCUCUCCUCCAAAAUCACCCUCUCCAUCCACAACAUCCCCGAAGUCAAAAUGAAGCGGCCGGACUUCCUCGCCUCGGGCCACAAAUUCACCCACCCGCGCCACGGCACCCUCGAAUGGAAAGAGAGCGAUCUCCUUGAGAAACGCUUCAAGCUCGUCGACGCGAACAAGACCGUGCUGGCUCGAUUCGAUAAGUGGAAGUUACCGGACCACCAGCGGCAGCAAUCGGGUUCGUCGUUCUGGGGCGGUUCGUCGUCCUCGUCCUCGUCGUCGAAGAAGAAGACGAAGAAGAAGGCGUGGGCGUUCAAGGUCUAUGUGAAUGCGGAUCCGGAGCUGUUGGAUUGGAUUGUGGUGAGUGGGUUGGGCAUGGUUGAGUAUCGCAUUACUUCGGAUAGGGAGUUGGAGGAGGAGCUCUUGGGAGACGAUGAUGAUGACGAUAUUUGGUCGGCUUUGUUUGGGUAGUAUUCUUAUUUUUUUUUACUAUUAUUAUCUAGUUUGCUUGUGGUGAUUGUUCUUUGAAUAUAUUGUCUGUGGUGUGUGGAGAUGACUGUGGUAGGAUGUUGGGAUGGAGUUAGGGUUAAUGUGUCGCGCUGAUCCUUCUUCCAUAUCGGGUUGGAGAUUAACAAUGAUAUAAAUUAGGAUAGACUAACAUGAAAGCUUUUCAUUAUCUUGUAUAUCAGUGAAACCGACAGGAAGCAAUAACAUACAAUGUUGCACCCCUCAACAUAAAGAUGCAGUCAGGAUCACUUUCCAGCGCCGCGCAACCCAGUGGCAAUGUCGCAUCUCCAAGACUCAUUAGUCGAUGGAACCCCUGUAUAUGGUAUGACAAGGAUAUCUAUCAUUGAGGCAUUUGAUAAGUAGAAUAGACAGAGAGGAAAUUCAUUGGGUGUCGCUUUGGACUAGGGCAACGUGUUAUCGACUGACGUGACACUAGGGCAGUUAGCUCCCGGUGCCCUAUCUUGACGCGGUAAGGAGAGCAGCAGAUCCCAAUCAUAGGAUUGAUACUAGUUCCCAUCGUUAGGAUAGGGCAACUGGGGUAGUAUUUCGGAGGUCAGCACUUCAGUAGCGAUCAG